This is a messenger RNA of Sarcophilus harrisii (Tasmanian devil), 654 nucleotides long. RefSeq names its product chromosome 4 C1orf189 homolog (gene CFAP141). The record is from RefSeq and is a predicted model, not a curated record. Lineage: Eukaryota; Metazoa; Chordata; Mammalia; Dasyuromorphia; Dasyuridae. The transcript has 3 exons. The coding region runs from base 138 to 446 and encodes 102 amino acids.
CCCAACCCACUAACUCUGUGGCAAGCCCGCAGGUACCCCAGUCCCUGGAUGAUGUUAUAAAGAUAGAAGAGGUAUGGCAGAGAUAAAGCUUAAUUGGAAGAACUUUUGAUAGGGUUACCCACAUCUGUUGCCUCAGUAUGGACAUGGGGAAGUACCCAGAAAAGGGCUUUGUAAAGACUACUCCUUACCCCUGCAAUAGGAUGUUGUAUUCUAUUUGGAAAAAUGCAGUAAUGCGGUGCCUGUGGCAGGAAACAAUGACCCAGAGGAGGAACCCAUAUGCCAUCUUGAAUAUGCGAAACAUCAUGGAACAAGAGAUGGUACUAGCCAACCAGCAGCUGCUGACUGUUCGUCAGGCUGCCUUAAGUCAGCUAUUUGAGAAGGAACAUCGACAGUACCAACAGGAGCUAAAUCAAAUGGGCAAAUCCUUCUAUGUGGAAAGACUCUGAAGGCAUCAUAGGCAUUGUCCCUUUUUCUCUUAACAGUUCAUACUUCCAGGGCUCCCCAAGGCCUAGGAUUUUUUUCUCCUAGAAUAUGUCUAGGCUAUUUGCCUAGAGCCAGACGUCCAUUUCUCAUCUAUAACCUUUUAUUGUGUUGGUUUUUUUGUUUGUUUGUUUUUGGUAAUGAUGUAUUAAAAGGCUGAUGAGGCAAGAGUGA